UAGGCUCAUUCUACAGUUCGUUGAAAUUUUCUCACGAUCACUUUAUCUCUCUCUCUCUCUCUCUGAAUCCCUCAUCUUCUCGACUUCCCCCAUUUUUCUCACCGAUUCAAACCCUAGUUCCCAACUUAAGGCACGACAAAGCUUCGAUUCCAAGCUCUACCGGCGUUUAUGGUUCAAUGUUCUAAGUAAGUUGUCACACACCUUUUUCGUUUUUUCUCAAAACCCUAAUUUUUUAUCAUCCAAAAAGCAAAAGCCUUUAGUUUUACUUUCCGAAGGUAAGGCCUUUGGGUUCGUAUCUAUCUUCUUCUGUCUGAUUAAAUAAAUUGGUGAUAUUUAUGGAAUUUUGGGGUGGAAAACGUUUAGCAAUUUUGAUCUUCUCGCUAUAUCUGGCAGAUUUUGCGGUUUUGGUAAGGAAUUUUGGGUUUUAAAGAUUUUAUUGAUACAAAACUUCGUAGUGGUUACUGGUUAGUACCACACAAACGAAAAGCAUUAUUGAUGGUGUUUGUUAAAAUCAUAACAAGUAACUAAUGAUACAAGGAUUAUGUGAAAAGAUAGUUUUAACUUAAUGGAGGUGUGAUACUCGAUUACUGUAUAAAUGCUGAAGCUACAUAAACACCUGGGACCUCAAGUAACUGGAUUUGGAAUUGGAGGUGGUUGAGUUUUCUUUUAAUUGUGCGUACUUCUUGAAGGUAAAUCUACAAGACAUCUUGUUUUAGCCUCUAAACUUGGGGCAUAAUCAUUAAUGCCUGGCAACGGAGUUGGGGAUAGGGUUCACAAUUUCUUUGCACAAGACAACCUGUCCCAGGUUCCGCGUUCGCGAGUUGGUGAUGGAAAUUGGUCUUUAAAUGACAAUCUGUGGGUUGGUAGUCAGAAACAGUUUGGUGGGUCAGAUUCCAAUCCAAGAAACUACAAUCCACAACAAUCAGAAACUGAGAGAGGACACGACAGUCAACGUGUUCCUGACCCACAUAUUUUCAACAUUGCACAAACAUCUUCAAGGCCUGAGUUCGCUAGAAGCCUGUCUCACCGCGAACAGGCAAACUCGAAUGGCUACAUGUAUGGACGUCAAAAUUUUCAAACAAGGCCGGACGAAGCAAACUUUUUGGGUGUAGAUACAGAAUAUGGUCGCAAUAAUGCGAGUCAGAGGGGCUUUUCAUUCUGUGAGUCGCAACAAGAAGCUGGUUCCGAGCAAACUCCAAAGGAUCCUUUUAGAUCAGAGACUUCUGAGGCUCAUGGUAGUUUUGACCUUUUUGGAGGUCAGCAUCAGAUGAAUAGUCAGUAUCCAGGUUCGAUGCAACCAUUACAACAGCAGCAGUCCGGAUUUGGUGACAUACAGCAGUUGCAACAGCAACUCAUGCUUAGGAAGAUGCAAGAGCUCCAGAGGCAGGAGCUCCAGAGACAGGAUCUCCAUAGGCAGGAUCUUCAAAGGCAAGAGCUUCAAAGACAAGAGCUUCAAAGGCAAGAGGAUCUUCGACAACUAGAGGCAAGGCAACAGAACUCAUUAAAUCAAGCUUCUUCCUUUGCUAGACAGGCAUCCGGAAGCCAUCCACAUGGACUUGUUAAUGGCACUCCAACUUCUGAUUCUUCCGGUUAUGCUUGGAAUGAGCUUGCAGCAGGUAACACAAACUGGUUGCAGCGCGCUUCUCCAGCGAUGCAGGGAUCCUCUAGUGGACUUGCCUUUUCCCCUGAGCAGGGUCAGCCGCAACGGUCCAUGGGUUUUGUUCAACAGCAGGUUGAUCAGUCUUUAUAUGGGGUUCCUGUUUCUAGCUCAAGAGGGCCUCUAAACCAGUAUCCUCAUAUUGCAACAGAUAAAGCUUCAGUUCAGCAAUUGCCAAGCUAUAACAAUUCAUUUCCUGGAAACCAUUAUGCUGUAAUUCCAGAACAGCUUACAGUGCAGGAUGGAGCUUCAGUGAAUAGGCAAGGCCUCCCAGGUAAAAGUUUAUUUGGGAACACAUCUGGUCAAGGGCCAAGCAGCGGGACGAGGGUGGAGCACAUUCAGCAACUAAAAGCACCACAAAGUACAUCUGUCCAGGAAUCCCAUGUUGCACAUGAUCUAAUCGGCUCUACAGAGAUGGUGCAGGAUAAAUCAGCUACAGAAGUUACAUCUUCACAUGGUGCAGCUUCUUUAGAUCCUGAUGAGGAGAAAAUUUUGUUUGGUUCAGAUGAUAACAUCUGGGAUGCCUUUGGCAGUAGCAAAAACAUGGGUGGAGUCUCUAGUCUGUUGGAUGAUAACGAAUUUGGGAGUGGCUUGCCUUCUCUUCAGAGUGGUAGCUGGAGUGCUCUUAUGCAGUCUGCAGUAGCAGAAACUUCUACUGACGGUGCAGGCUUACAGGAAGAAUGGCCUGAUUUGAAUUUUCAGAGUCCUGAACUUCCAUCGGGCGAACAACCUUCAACAUAUGAAGAAAGCGGGAAACAUCAAAAAGCUUUGAGUGGUAUUAACUUGCCUAAUGCCUCAGCAUUAACUUUUGGAUCUGUUGCCCUUGCUGAUGGUGCCAAUAUGAAUGAUAAGCAACGUAGCAACUUGGGGUUCCCGCAUCAUGGUAAGAACAAUUCAUAUGAGGAUGAUGAGAGACCAAACAUUAAUUAUUCUAAACUAAUGAACCAACAUUCUUCAGGAGGAAGCAAUUGGUUAAAUCGUGGAGCUCUAGAAAAGGUAGGUGUUGAAGAUAGCCAGCUAUAUGAAAAUUCUGCCAACACUGGAUUCAAUAUCAAUGAGAAAGACAAUUCAUUGCAGCAAUCUCAGAAUAAUGAUUGGAAGAGAGUAAUGCAUGAUGAAACGGGUCAAGGCGGCAGGAUAUCUAGUGUUAAUCCUAUGCUUCAUCCCAGUGUUGAAAGAGAGCCUGUAAACAGAGAAGGCCUUGCUGCAAGUAACACUGCUGUUAUACCAAAUUUAAGCAACUUGCAGGGUGGUAGUCAUUCUAAUCAGUUCUCUCCAAACAACCAUCAUCUUAAUUACUGGAAACAUGUUGAUUCAUCGGUGAAAUCUAAAGGGAGUGAGAACUCAGAGAAAUCACAGCGUCGCUUGAACAAGGGUCCUCAGGUCUCUGAAUCAUCAUUUAAUAGCUCCGAUAAGGAGGAUCUAAAGACGCACGAGAUGGAAAGCAGCAGUAGAAGGGAGAACUCUAAUGACAGCUACAGAUCUGGUUCAUCUCACCUUCCUAAUACUGUUGGUCCAAGGGAAAGAUUUUCAUCAGAUGCUGGUGACUCGAGAUCCUUGCCUGGAAUGCAACAAAGUUUAUCUAAUCAGGCUGGCCGGAUGACAUCUGGUCCAAGGAAGUUUCAGUAUCAUCCAAUGGGGAACUUGGAUGAAGAUGCUGGAAUGCCCUAUGGAGCAAGACAAAGUAUGAAUACAAGGGCCAUGCCCCUGCAACAUUCUCGAGGAUUAGGAGGUCAAGAUCAAGGAAAUUAUGUACACACCAAAACUAGUGGCCAGGGGUAUGUACCUGAGCUUGAAGGAGUUCCGAAAGGAUCCGAUGAUAUGCGAUUCAAGGGCAUGAUUCCUGGUCAUGUGUCUAAUAUCUUUGCGCCCCAUGACAGAUCUGUAGGUUUGUCCACAUCAGACAAGGCUUCUCAACCAAGUCAAAAUAUGCUGGAGCUUCUUCACAAGGUGGAUCAAUCAGGAGAGCGUGGAAUUGCAAGGCAUUUGAACUCGUUAGAACGUAACUUGUCAUCUGAGAUUCCUGAACCAGAAAAUUCAGAUGGAUCUUUUGGUGGCCACCAGAGAAGUCAGUCAUCCAACUCCCAGGGGAUUGGUUUACAAUUGGGACCUCCUUCACAGCGGUUACCCUUGCCUAAUCAUGCUUCACCAAGGGCUAUACAGACCAUCAAACCUAAUUCUUUGAGUCAGGCUCAGGCCUCUGCUAAUCCAAGAGGCAAGGGUCUUGCCGAGAUGUCUCCUUUUCCUCCUUUCCAGGACACAUCACAUGGAGAAUUUAAGAAUGAUAGAGUGAAAGCGCAAAGUGCAAGUGAAACAUCAGGGCAUAAGAUGAUGAAUAACUUCUCUGCAGCUCUAGGUACUGACUUUCCUAAUUCAAGAAGUCAGCCACAAAACCAUCAAAUGAUUGGUGCAAGGGGGCAAGCAUUGACAAAUCGUUCUGGCAAUGAAUCUUUGAAUGGACAUUCUCCUCAAAUCAGGCAAGCAGAUGAAACUCGUGGCAGAUCACUUAGCUCUGGUCUAUAUGAUAAUGCUGUAGCAAGUGAAAGAGUGCAAGCCUCACAACCUUCCACAGGGGAGAAGUUGCCUGCCUCUCAGCCCCACACAAAUUCUGGUAUUUCUCAACCAGGUGCAUUCCCAAAAAUGUUGCCAAAUGCAUGGGGAAAUCUUCCAACUCAACAACUUCUUUCAGCAAGUCAACCUCGUAAAGGACCAUCAAAUCUUUCCCCAUCACACCAGUUAAAUAUUGUGGAAUCUACUUCCUUGGGUCAGCAGAAUUUAGAGCAACAAGAAGCAGAAAAAAGAGGGAAUAGCUUGUCUAAGUAUGGUGCAAGUUCUUUGAAUUCACAGGGGUUUACUUCUGUAGGAGAGCAGCAGUCAGCAAAAGAAUCCCCAUCAUUAAAUCUGUCAUCUGAAAAGGUUGACCGAGCUCAAAUGAUGAAUGGGCCAGCAGGCAAUGAUUCCAUCAAUAUGCCUUUCUCUGAUGCAUCGUCUCUUAACCCUGCUGCAUCUCAGAGGGAUCUUGAAGCGUUUGGUCGUUCUCUCAAACCAAAUAAUUUGCAUCAAAAUUCUUCUAUACUAAACCAAAUGAAAGCUAUGAGAAAUACAGAAAUUGAUCCCAAUAAUAGGGCCUUGAAGAGAUUGAAAGAUUCAGAUAACAACUUGGGUGGUCAGCAAGUAGCUCCAUGGUCAGGGAAGCCAAGAGAACUCAAGAAUAUGGUAGGAGAUUCAUCAAUUUGCCAUACAACAGCCUCGCCUGGGGAUUCUGAAAUGCCAAGAUUCACAGGGCCAACUGAUAAUGUCAUGCAGAAUGUGGCUUCUCUACCUGCCAAUCUACUUUCAAAAGAUGUACUUGCAUCUGAUCAAAGUGGGUCUCAAAGUUGCAUUCCUAGCAACAACAUGAAUUCUGGUGAAAUUGAGCACUCUCACAUAAGUCCCCAGAUGGCCCCUUCCUGGUUUGAUCAAUAUGGAACGUUUAAAAGUGGUCAGAUGUUAUCACAAAGAGCUGAUGCUGUAAGGACCUUGGAACAGCCAUUGGGUAUUGGGAAAGUUUAUGGUAGUUUUGAGACACAUAAUGUAAAGGAGGAAGCAAGUGCUGCAGCUGAUACCAGUCAGGCUGGUGUUAUCUUGAAGAACCCACUUCCAUCAUCUAUGGCAGUUGAGCAAUUCUCCUCCCCUCCAUCGCAGACAAACACCAGUGUUCAAAAUUUGGUUACCGUGAGGUCAAAGAAGCGUAAGUGCUCUCCAGCUGAACUUCAUCCUUGGCUCAAGGAAGUAUCAGGGGGUUUCAAAGAACUUCAAAGCAUCUGCACGGCUUCAAUGGAAUGGUCUGGAGCAACCAAUCGUUUGAUGGAAAAGGUUGAAGAUGACGGUGAAGUGAUUGAAGAUGCACACCCCAUGCCAAGACCAAAGAGACGGAUUAUCUUGACGACACAGCUAAUGCAGCAACUAUUUCCCGCUCCCCCGGCCACUGUUCUGUCAACAGAUUCUACCUCAAGCUACGGGAGUGUGGCAUUUCAUGCUGCUCGGCUUGCAUUAGGAGAUGCAUGCAAUCUAGUAUCUUCUGUGAGAAGUCAUUCCAGUAUUUCUCAUAGUGGAUCAAAUUCCCUUUCUGAUAAAAGCAGAGAAUCAGAAAAAAAUGAUGAUCGGCUUUUAGAAGUUGUGGAAGACCACAUGAGUAAAGUAAGAAGGCUAGAAAAUGAUUUUUCAAGGCUUGAUAAGAGUGCAUCAAUCUUGGAUUUGAGAGUAGAAUUUCAAGAUUUGGAGAAGUUCUCCAUCAUCAACCGUUUUGCCAGAUUCCAUGGAAGGGCGGUGCAAACAGAUGGGGGCAGUGCCGAAGCUUCAUCAUCCAAUGCAGCUGCUGCAAAUACUCCAAAAAUUUAUCCUCAGAGAUAUGUUAUUGCAGUGCCAUUGCCCAAGAAUCUUCCUGAGAGGGUACAAUGCCUAUCACUAUGAUCUCUCAUUAUGCAUGAUGAUAUUCCUUCUGCCUCCCUGAUCAAUUUUCUUACCAUGGGACCCACCAGUUACGGAAAAUGCAGGAGAAAGUUAUUAAUGAUUAAAACAAAAAAUGUUGAUCUUUUGCCUUUAGGUUGCAUAUUCUUGAGAAAUACAAGUUGAACUUCCCCUGGGAAUUUCAUUUGGGGGGUAAAUGUGGAACUGAAAAGUUUCUAGCCAAUUAGUUAGCAAGAUUCCAUUUAUAAGUAGAUAAAAUGUUCUAAAUCUUUUGGUUUUUAAUGGAUCAAAUAUGUAUUGGUGGGAUGUUAUCUGGCUGCAAUAUAUAUGUAGUUCCCAAAUGUUUUCAC
This is a messenger RNA of Cynara cardunculus var. scolymus (artichoke), 6456 nucleotides long. RefSeq lists its product as uncharacterized. The coding region runs from base 743 to 6109 and encodes 1788 amino acids. The transcript has 10 exons. The record is from RefSeq and is a predicted model, not a curated record. NCBI's taxonomy places the organism in Eukaryota, Viridiplantae, Streptophyta, Magnoliopsida, Asterales, Asteraceae.